Messenger RNA from Momordica charantia (bitter melon), 789 nucleotides. RefSeq lists its product as uncharacterized. The record is from RefSeq and is a predicted model, not a curated record. NCBI's taxonomy places the organism in Eukaryota, Viridiplantae, Streptophyta, Magnoliopsida, Cucurbitales, Cucurbitaceae.
AUGUUUAGGAAAACUAUUUUCGGUCAUCUGCUCGAUGUGGACCUCGUUUUCAACGGACCGUUGAUACACAAUAUCUUACUUAGGGAGGUUGAGGAUAGUACACCAAACACGAUUAGUUUCAACCUUUUUGGGAGGAGGGUGUCGUUUGGACGGAGGGAGUUUGACCUUAUUAGUGGCCUACACUAUGACAGGAGCCCAGUUAGGAAAGUUACACAUUCUCAUAAACUUAGAACCUUGUACUUUAAUGAUAGGACGAACGAUGUCUUGAGUGAUUUUGUAAAACUGUACAUAGCCGCCCUGUUUAAAGAUGACUUCGAUGUGAUCAAGGUAUCGAUUAUUUACAUGGUAGAACUGGUAUUGCUAGGGAGAGAGACAACUAUGAAGUUUGACCAAAUACUAUUAGGAGUAGUGGAUGAUUGGGAGCUUUGUUGCAACCAUGACUUGGCGUCCCUGUCGUUCGAUAAGACGAUACGUAGUCUUCAUCGUGGCCCGACAAACAUGGCAAAAGACUUCGGGUUGAGGAAAUCAUAUAGCUUGUAUGGUUUCCCAUGGGUGUUCCAGGUGUGGACAUAUGAGAGAAGAACGCGAAGAUUAGAGGCAACUGAUGCAGAGACGAACUUCAUGAGGCGAACCUUCGAACCACCUGAACCAGAGGAUGAUGAUGUCAGAGAUUUUGAUGCUGGUCCAUCGACUGUACGUGAGGGCACACAGAAUCCUGAUGUGGGCCGAGGUGAUGAUGCUGGACCAUCGGCUGUACGUGAGGGACCAUUCAAUUGUGUGGACGUUUAG